AUGGACAAGGCCAAGGGAGACAGACGGAAGAGUCUGGGGCAUCCCUCUCUCUUGGAACGAGGCCUCCAAAAGUCCAAACACGAGGUGAGCCUCAGCGCCUUUGCCUUCCUUUUUUCUGAAAUGGUGCAGUACUGCCUGAAUGCCGCCAAGCGCGGAUACCGCAUGGAAGACCGGCUGCACGAGCUAGGCUUGAGGGUGGGCUACAAAGCCCUAGAUAUCGUGCUCUACAGAGAACGAAAUAACAGGAGGGAGAUCAAGCUGCUAUCCAUUUUGACAUUCAUCGCGUCCUCUGUGUGGAAAUCUCUCUUCGGCCACAGCGUAGAGCUUCUAAAGGCACAAGACAGCGAACUCGAAUACAUGCUGAACGACAAGGAUUUGCUGCUCAAUCGUUUCAUUUCUGCCCCUAGAGACUUGUCACACGUGAAUUGCGGGGCCUUUGCUGCCGGCAUCAUCGAGGGAAUCCUCUGUAGCGCAGAAUUUCCUGCUGCAGUGUCUGCCCAUACGGUGGAGGAGGGUCAAGGGGUGACCUACACGACAUUCCUUAUCAAGUUUUUCCCAGAGGUACUGGAAAGACAAAGGAGACUUGGUGGUGCUGCAGCAGUCAGCUAA
Molecule: messenger RNA, 609 nt
Organism: Cyclospora cayetanensis
Lineage: Eukaryota; Apicomplexa; Conoidasida; Eucoccidiorida; Eimeriidae
Product: trafficking protein particle complex subunit 5
Exons: 5
Coding region: 1-609 (202 amino acids)
Biological process (GO): endoplasmic reticulum to Golgi vesicle-mediated transport
Cellular component (GO): TRAPPIII protein complex; TRAPPII protein complex; TRAPPI protein complex
Source: RefSeq, a predicted model, not a curated record